AUGGGAACUGCUCAAUUACUGCUACUUAUAAGUAAUUUUCUUGUUUUUCUUUCUAUUGUUGUUUGUGGAGUUUCGGGUGCAGGAAAUAAUGUGCCACGCAAGAAUUUCUACAAGAGCACUCGUUGUCCAAAUGCUGAACAAUUUGUUAGAGAUAUCACUUGGAGCAAAGCUAAGAAUGACUCCACGUUGGGUGCUAAAUUGCUUCGACUCCACUACCAUGAUUGUUUCGUUAGGGGAUGUGAUGCAUCGAUAUUGCUCGAUAAAGUUGGAACAGAUCAAUUUGAGAAGGAGGCCAGGCCAAACCUCUCCUUGGGUGGUUUCGAUGUAAUUGAUGAUAUCAAGCGACAAGUUGAGGAAAAAUGUCCUGGGAUUGUUUCUUGUGCAGACAUUUUAGCAUUAGCUACUCGUGACGCUGUUUCUUUUCGAUUUAAGAAAUCACUAUGGGACGUGGCGACCGGAAGAAAAGACGGGAAUGUUUCCCUUGCAAGUGAAGUGAAUGGAAACUUACCUUCACCAUUCUCAGAUUUUGCCACCCUUCAGCAACUGUUUGCAAAGAAAGGCCUAAAUGUCAAUGAUCUUGUUGCAUUAUCAGGUAAAAUAUUAAUCAUACAAAACGAACUGUAUGCAGAGGAUUUGAAUUUAUGGGUUUUAAGUUUUAUGAUAGCAACAUCAUAUAUUAAUAACUGGAUUUUGAAUUUAAUUUUUAUAUAUAUUUACUAGAUUUCUAAAUGCAAG
This is a messenger RNA of Nicotiana tabacum (common tobacco), 735 nucleotides long. The record is from RefSeq and is a predicted model, not a curated record. Lineage: Eukaryota; Viridiplantae; Streptophyta; Magnoliopsida; Solanales; Solanaceae.